AUGGCUCCCAAAGAAGGCGGCGUCAACCAUGUCAAGGCUGAAAAAGCCACCGAAAGUAUCCAGGUGGCGGAGCCGACCGAGGACGAACCCCACGAUUAUACAGUCACCCGUCGCGCGACCGUUGUCGAAAUCCAAAACCGCAUUUUCCGCAACACCAAAUACUGGUACGCCGUCGCCGUCUUCCGCACAGAGGAGCGCCUCCACGAAGACGGCGAGCGCGUAAUGUCCCGCGACCCCCACCCCCAGGUGGCCGCGCGAAAAGAGGACGCCAAAUCCCUAGCCGCCACGCUGAAGGCGGCCGCCAAACAGCGCCCCGACGGAGUCGCCGGCCCCAUCAUCACCGGCUACACGUACCUGAUGCACGGCAUCUUCACGCUGUGGGUCAAGUACCCGCACAAGCGGUUCAUCCAGGGGAAGAGCGAGCACCACAUGGUGCAGAAGUACCCCGGCGAAUUCGAACGCUUCUGGAAGGAGCAGCACGAGGGCGGUCGCCGGGCUAUCCUGGAGCUGCGGGCCGGGGAGGUGGGCGGGACGUCGUGGUCGGAGCUGGAGCCUCUCGGGGUUAGGGUCGAGGAGACACUGCACACACGUGGUGGUGUCAACGUCCUCUGCUUUGGCGGCGAGUCGUUCAGGACUAACCGCUACGCGCAGAAGUUUGAGUAUGUUGUCGCGGAUGACAGUGAGGCUAUGCUAGAUGAUGCCGACAGCGAUUUGUCUGGGGCGGAGUUUUCUGAGGUUGAGAUUGAGGAUGAGGAUGAUAGAGCAGAGAUCAGCAGGAUUUGUCUUGACGUGUGUCUAAGCCGAAGAUGGCAGCAUUAUGGAGCACAUGUGUCCAACGAGCAGACACCGCUGCACGUCGAAGUCAGGUGCAUCAACGAGGAGCUCUUCGAUGGUUGUCUGAACGACAUGGAUAACUGA
This is a messenger RNA of Phialemonium atrogriseum, 918 nucleotides long. RefSeq lists its product as uncharacterized. The record is from RefSeq and is a predicted model, not a curated record. NCBI's taxonomy places the organism in Eukaryota, Fungi, Ascomycota, Sordariomycetes, Cephalothecales, Cephalothecaceae. The coding region runs from base 1 to 918 and encodes 305 amino acids. The transcript is spliced from 5 exons.